Leptopilina boulardi is the source of this 911-nucleotide messenger RNA. RefSeq lists its product as uncharacterized. Bases 279 to 692 code for a protein of 137 amino acids. The transcript has 4 exons. The record is from RefSeq and is a predicted model, not a curated record. NCBI's taxonomy places the organism in Eukaryota, Metazoa, Arthropoda, Insecta, Hymenoptera, Figitidae.
CGAGUGGGGAGGAGCCAUCGCGCAACUGAGUAUAUAUGCUGAAAAUCACCAAGCAACUCGUUACAAUUCUUGAAGACACAAAACGAAAAGGAUCAUUAAAAAAAAAAUAAUAAUAAUAAAUAAAUAAAUAUUUAAGUGAUACUAUUAUUUAAUAGAAAAAAAAAAUAGUGUUUUUGGGUGCGGAGUUUGAAUUUUCGAAAAAAAAGAAACUUGAGGAGAAAAAGUGGUUCAAGUGGUCAUAUAUAGUAUUUUUUUUUGUGUAUAAAAAAAAAUUCAAAAUGAAGAACCAAUCAUUGGCAACAGUGACUGCAGGUUUACUGCUUCUUCUUCUUGUACUGGUACCGGAAAUAGCACACGCUCGGCCAUCCGGUUUCCUUAGUCGACAAAAACGAGUUUCUGAUCAAAGACUGGCGGAACUUGAGACACUGAUGGCAUUGUCAAGACUAAAGGGAAAAUUAGUCACAGUUCCUGUGGGAUUUGGUCGCGUUGAUCCUGCAAAACUUGGUCGCAAACGACGAUCAAAUGCUGGAAAUGAUUUUCAGAGAUUUCAACGAUUUUGGAAAACUAUUUCGGAAUCUGAAUUAAAUGACGAUGACAGCAAGGACAUAAUAUUUCCUGCAUCUUGGUUCCAGAGAGACGUGGAUAAUCAGCUAGGCGAUGAUACGGACGACCCUCCACUCUUUUUUAAUUAGAAAAAAGAGAAAAAAUGAGAGUAAAAUAAAUCGUCAAUAAAAGACAAAAUGGUUUUAAAAAAAAAAAAUAAUAAAUCGUGAGAGGUUCUCAAAAUAUUCUCACCACCCGAACAGUAUUAGCGGAUUGUCUGCCGUCCGAACUUGAACUCUACACUGAAAGUUUAAUUUCACAUUUUUAUUAUAGUAGAAGAUUCUAUAAUAAUUAGGAGAAAAAAAUAA